GUCGUAAAUAAACACAGUGAUUGGGCGCAGUUUAAGGCUUCUCUGUGAAACUGCAACACUGAUGGUAAAUUAAUUGUCAAUGCAUCUAGACAGAUACAUUUAUGUUUGCUCUUUAAUGUGGAAUCCGUGCCUGUGAAAGUUUGCGGGGCGCUGAAUCUCUGGCGUAUUGUCGGCAAACCGUUGCAAAUUGGCGUUUGCAGAAAACCGGGGAUUGGAGCUAGGGGUGAGAGGCCGCUCCCUGCUCUGUCUGUCACUCUGACUCUGUCUCCUCCCCUUCUCGCCUGUCUCUCUGCGAUUCUCGACCAGGUCGGGGCGCUGUUUAUAAAAGGAGUUAGUAGCAUUCGACCUUUUAUUGUACAGUGACUUGAGUGAAGAAAUAUCAUGUCUGGCAGAGGGAAAGGAGGCAAAGGACUGGGCAAAGGCGGAGCCAAACGGCAUCGCAAAGUUUUACGUGAUAAUAUCCAAGGCAUCACCAAACCAGCUAUCCGCCGCCUGGCUCGGCGUGGCGGUGUCAAGCGAAUCUCGGGUCUGAUCUACGAGGAGACCCGUGGGGUGCUGAAGGUUUUCUUGGAGAAUGUGAUCAGGGAUGCGGUCACCUACACCGAGCACGCCAAGCGUAAGACGGUCACUGCCAUGGAUGUGGUGUACGCUCUGAAACGCCAGGGCCGCACUCUGUAUGGCUUCGGCGGUUGAAGAAUUCUUCCCUUUAUCCAAUCGACAAAACAAAGGCUCUUUUAAGAGCCACCCACCAUUUCACAAAGGGAACAGUGACCGGGAGCAUGAUCACACUUUGUACUGAAUUAACUUUUAGUUAUUGCCCGAUAGUUGCAUGUAUUUUGAUUGGUUCUUGCUUUCAGCGUUUAUGAUGAGGAAAGCUGAUGUCAGGCAGAUUUUCUGAAGGUUUAAACUGAAGAGGGGCUUAUAGUAGACCAUUCUCCAGGCCAAAGAUCAUAGAGGCUAUCCCCUUUGUAAAUCCAGCAACACAAAGGUCGACUCGAAACUUUCCCGUUUGAAUAACAUCAGUUUCCACAUCGGGUCUGUAAAUUCGCACCGCGUAUUCAGAUUUAGUGGUUUACGGAGGUGAUUUAAAUUAAUUCGAAAUUAAUUUGGUAGGUACAAAAUAGUGCUGUAUUCACAAUUGCAAGGGAGUAUUUACCUCGGUUCCCGCUUGCUGUUAAAUUGGCGGUCAAUUUGAAAUUGAACCAGUAGCCAACCACACUACAGUGUGCCUGCCCUCACUGGUUGUCUGAGCUCCGCCCGCCGCUCACAAAUCUCUGUAUUUGGUCACAAAUAAUAUUUUCCCCGCCGACCUCAGACCUGAAACUGGCGGCCAGUUGCUGACUGAGCUGCUGCCAAUCGAAUCGCGGGAA
Messenger RNA from Leucoraja erinaceus (little skate), 1370 nucleotides. RefSeq names its product histone H4. Bases 382 to 693 code for a protein of 103 amino acids. Gene Ontology annotation, biological process: nucleosome assembly. Gene Ontology annotation, cellular component: nucleosome. The transcript has a single exon. Gene Ontology annotation, molecular function: protein heterodimerization activity; DNA binding; structural constituent of chromatin. NCBI's taxonomy places the organism in Eukaryota, Metazoa, Chordata, Chondrichthyes, Rajiformes, Rajidae. The record is from RefSeq and is a predicted model, not a curated record.